GCGACUUCUCUCUUUUUCUUUUUUUUGCAGAAUUUCAUCGUCGCGCGGAGGUGGAUUAAAGAGUAAUAGCGACGGCGGAGCUCGUGGAGCAUCGAUCUCCUGGGGGUGGAAGCUGCGGUGGCAGUCGCAGGUGGCGCACCGAAAAGCACCCGGUGUUCCUUCUUCGGCGCGCGGGGGCAUGAAAUCGCCAGAUCUGAAUGGUCAAGGAAGUGGAAUCUGGUCGACGGUUGUUCUCCAUCGCUGGCGUUUCCCUUCUAUUGUUUCUCUAUCGAUGGAUGCUCUAGCUGUGAUCAGAAACAAAAAAAAAAAAAAUUUAAAAUCUGCCACAACUAUGCUUCCGUCGAGAGAGAUGGCUGGUACAAGCGCCGACGGAAGUGAACAGGCGGGAGAGGAGAGAGAAACAGAGGACUUGUUUGGCGAGGAAAUCACGGCGUUUGUGGUCUCUUCCGUCUCAAUCGCCAAACGCCGGUACAAAAUCCAUAUGUACUGCCAGCAUCUCCGAAGAGCCUUCCUCAAUUCAACCCGAACCGUCGCCGCCGCCGCCGCCUCUUCCCGCCGCCGAUUCCUCCUCCGUAACUUCUCAGAUACGCUGCCGAAGGAGGAGAGCAAAAUGCUCGGCGAAAGUGAGAAAAGCCAAGUGACUCGGGUUCUGUUUUGCGGGCCUCAUUUUCCUGCUUCUCAUAACUACACCAGAGAGUACUUGGCCAAAGUAGUAAUCUUAAAGACUCAAUAAAACUAUAUGUCUAUAUCCCAUUAGAGGCGAAAUUCACCAGAUCGAAAACAAGAGAAAAAGGAAUGAUCUUUGCGGAUACAUAAGGAAAAAAUGUAGAAGAAAGGAAGUAGAACCAUGUUAAAGGAACUGGGUUUUGACAAGCAACUGAAAUUUAUGCUCUUAACACUGAACACCAAAAGGGUCAUGUGAUCCACACGCAUGCAAUUACAGAUACAUACAAUAGAAAGGUAAAACGAGU
Messenger RNA from Linum trigynum, 971 nucleotides. NCBI's taxonomy places the organism in Eukaryota, Viridiplantae, Streptophyta, Magnoliopsida, Malpighiales, Linaceae. The record is from the annotation of a GenBank genome assembly.